ACCGAGGGUCCCUUGUUGUCAUUUCCUUUAAUUUCUUUAUUUUAUCGAAAAUUUACCAAAAUAGGGAUCAAAAUGUCGGCUCGACGCGCCACCCACGCUGGCAGUUGGUACACGGACUCUGCGACCGAGUUAUCCCGGCAACUGGAAGGGUGGCUAGGACAGGCUGACUUAUCCCAUGGCCCAGCGAGAGCAAUCAUUGCGCCACAUGCUGGCUACCAGUACAGUGGGGCAGUAGGUGCUCAUGCCUACCGACAAGUUUCACCAGUUGUUGUGAAACGAAUAUUUGUUUUGGGUCCUUCACACCAUGUACGUUUGUCAGGCUGUGCGCUCUCUUCUCAUAGCAAGUACCGCACCCCUUUCUACGAUCUCAUAGUUGAUCAACAAGGUGAGAGGGAGAUUUUUCUUUUCAUAAUAUAUUCCCCGUAG
This is a messenger RNA of Penaeus indicus, 426 nucleotides long. RefSeq names its product protein MEMO1-like. Bases 73 to 426 code for a protein of 117 amino acids. Lineage: Eukaryota; Metazoa; Arthropoda; Malacostraca; Decapoda; Penaeidae. The transcript is spliced from 5 exons. The record is from RefSeq and is a predicted model, not a curated record.